AUGUCCUGCUUGCACUAUCAAUCGAUGGAUCCAUCGAGGGAGAGACCCUACUACGAUGGCCAGUACAACAGUUACUCUUCCUAUACUCCACGGACUCAAACCCCGGACACUUAUCGAGGAUAUUACUCCAGUUGGAGAAUGGCCGAGCAUCAAGGGAACUUUGAAACACCCACUGCAGCAAAAGGCGACACGUACUCCGACAUCCGAAGUCAAACCGGAAGAAGCACGUACAAACAGGAAACGUUGCUGCACGGGGACCAGAUCGCCAUCGAUAAAAUGCAAACGAAAAUGAAAUUCCUCGAGAACAGCAAUAUUGUAAUGCAAACUCGUAAUCAGAAUCUUAUCACCGAAAACAAAGCCCUUGCAUCCCAAUUGAAAGAGGAACAGACCGAGAUAAAAAAGCUUGAAAAAAUGAUUGCAUCGUUACGAGAAGAACUCGACAAUGAAAAAUUGAAAGUGGAGCAAAUAAAGGAGCAAGCGGAACAAGCCAGUAAAAAGAACGCAUCCAUGCUGAAAGCCAGCGGAACCUCGACUACGAACAUCGUAUCCAGGAUCGAUCGAGGGAUACAAAUUUGGGCGGUGUGCAUGGGAUGCCAGAGGAAGUUGGAAAGUUGCGAGAAACAACCCCCCACUGUUACUAUUACCAAAUCUGAGUUGGAAGUAUUAGAAAAGGACAUGCAAACUUUACGGGACACCAUAAUCGCUAGGGAGGAAGCAUGGGACAAGGCUAUGGAACGGGAACAGAACUAUCGACAACAACUGACGCGAUUAACUACAGAAACGAUCACGGCUCGCCAUCUUUCCGAAACGCGCCACGAGGAGGUCAAAACGAUGUCGAACGUAUUGUCGGAGAAGGAGUCGGAAUUGAAGUGUCUUCAGAAAGAAAAUCUUUACCUGGACAAAUUGAUAACAAAGCUGUACAGUUGCUGUCUUAGAGAAAAAGAAGUGUUCAAAGCUACAAUAGCAAACGAGAUGAACGAGAAGGAUAUAAAGUUCGUGGAAGAAUUAGUCCGCCGAAUGACCAACGCGAAGUCAAAGCAAAAACCAAAAUCAAAGAGCGCUUGCUUCGAGAGGUCCAUGCAUUCGGGUGUUCACCAAAUAAUCAGUCCACGCGAUAAAAGUGCAAGGACAAUGAGGGAUCAGACUUCGUCCAGAGAUUCCAAACGAUAA
Megachile rotundata (alfalfa leafcutting bee) is the source of this 1170-nucleotide messenger RNA. RefSeq lists its product as uncharacterized. The record is from RefSeq and is a predicted model, not a curated record. Lineage: Eukaryota; Metazoa; Arthropoda; Insecta; Hymenoptera; Megachilidae.